GUCGCAUUCCUUGUACAAAACAACCUCCUCGUCUUCACAGCCUCUCUCUCUUUCAAAGGUUAGUCCCCCCUCCUCACUCUUUUUGUGUAGGAACUGAUAUUUUAUAUCUAUGUGAUCGUCGAGUUUCUUAAUUUCAAGGACCAGAUCUUACUCUAGAUCCGUUACCAUUCAUCAUCAUGACGAUGUUUCUGCAAGGCGAUUCGAUUCAAAUCCGCGAGGUGUGGAGCGACAAUCUCGAAGCAGAAAUGGCUCUGAUUCGCGAAGUCGUCGACGACUUCCCUUACGUCUCGAUGGACACCGAGUUCCCCGGAAUCGUCUUUAGACCUUUCGAAAAUAUCAAAACCAUCACCGAGUAUCAUUACAAAACGUUGAGAACUAACGUCAACUUGAUGAAGAUGAUUCAGCUCGGUCUCACGUUCUCCAACGAGAGUGGAAACCUCCCGACUUGCGGUUCCGACAAGUACUGCAUCUGGCAGUUCAAUUUCUGCGAUUUCGAUCCCGUCUGCUCCAUUUCCAACCAAGAAUCCAUCAAGCUCCUCCGUAAUUCAGGGAUCGAUUUCAAGAAGAACUACGAAAAGGGGGUCCACUCGAAACGCUUCGCCGAGCUUCUGUUGACCUCUGGGGUCGUGCUGAACGAGAAUGUUCAGUGGGUUACGUUUCACGGGGUGUACGAUUUGGCUUACUUGCUCAAGGUAUUGAUUAUCCAGGAUCUACCGGAGAAGCCGAAGGGAUUCGAUGAGUUGAUUAGGCUUUAUUUCCCGAGGUUUUGUGACAUUAAGCACUUGAUGAAGUUCUGUAUUGGUCUCAGUGGUGGUCUGAACAAGUUGGCGGAGCUGCUUGGAGUUGAGCGUCUGGGGAUUUCUCACCAGGCGGGAUCGGAUAGCUUGUUAACGUCGCGUAUAUUCAUGAUUCUGCAGGAUUCUUUCUUCAAUGGUUCUGUGGAGAAGUAUUCUGGUGUCUUGUUUGGGUUUUCUGUUGAGAAUGAUCACUGAAAUGUUUAUGUUUUGUAUGAAUGUUAUUAUAUCCGUCUUUGUUCUGCUUGUCCGCGCAGAGUGUUGUUAAUUUGGUUGGUGUGGAAAGUAUAUUUGUGGAUUGUCUUUAGAGUGGUUGUAUUCAUGUGUAAGGAAUAAUAUGUUGUUAUGUACGACUGUGUUAUAUUUUCUUUU
Molecule: messenger RNA, 1166 nt
Organism: Brassica oleracea var. oleracea
Lineage: Eukaryota; Viridiplantae; Streptophyta; Magnoliopsida; Brassicales; Brassicaceae
Product: probable CCR4-associated factor 1 homolog 7
Exons: 2
Coding region: 177-992 (271 amino acids)
Cellular component (GO): CCR4-NOT core complex; CCR4-NOT complex; P-body
Molecular function (GO): poly(A)-specific ribonuclease activity; nucleic acid binding
Source: RefSeq, a predicted model, not a curated record